Ostreococcus tauri is the source of this 2121-nucleotide messenger RNA. Its product is annotated as Nucleotide-binding, alpha-beta plait. The record is from RefSeq and is a predicted model, not a curated record. The transcript is spliced from 2 exons. NCBI's taxonomy places the organism in Eukaryota, Viridiplantae, Chlorophyta, Mamiellophyceae, Mamiellales, Bathycoccaceae. Gene Ontology annotation, molecular function: RNA binding. The coding region runs from base 1 to 2121 and encodes 706 amino acids.
AUGCCGCGCGCGCAUUCGAACGAUGACGAUGGCCACGGCGACGACGGCGCGCGCGCGACGCGCGCGGUGGGCGCGGACGGGUCGGAGGCGACGCGCGCGAGGACGGCGACGGAGCCGCGACGCGGACGCGGGCAGAAAAAUGUACACGCGGCGAGUGGGACGCGAAACAUGAUGUCGACGUACGCCGAGUGGUAUCGACACGCGAUGGCGAGCGGGGAGGUGGUGCCGGUGACCGGGACGCCGUUGCCGGUGCCGGUGGUGGUUCCGGUGAACUUGAUCGCGGGCGACGGGCGCGAGGGAGGAGAGAACGGCGAACAGGCGGUGUACGCGCAUCCGACGUACGCGCACAUGGGACACCCGGCGAUGAUGAUGGGACAUCCCGAUGCGUACGUAGCGGAGGCGAUGAUGCCGCCGCGCGGCGCGGCGGAUUACGCGGCGGCGAUGGCGGCGCAGGCGGAAUAUUUCUCGACGAUGCAAUAUCGCGCGGCGGCGGCGGCGGCGGCGGCGCAGUACUACGGGUACGCUCCACCGUACGGCGUGGACCCGUACGGUGCGAACGCGAUGGACGCGUACGGCCCGAACGAGAUGUCACCGCCGGGCGGACUGUACGCGGGUCCGAACGGACGCGUCGGGAAUAACAUGGAUAAUCAGUGGCGCCGCGCGAACUCCGAUGGCUCGGGUGGCGGGCGCCAUACGUAUCACGGCAGACACUCCGUAUCGGACGAGCGCGCGGGCGGUCGAGGGUCGCCGAACACAGUGUUCGUCAAGGAGAUUCCGGCGAGCGUGAGCGAACGCGAGCUCGCGGAGACGUUCGCCGCUUGCGGGCGCAUCGUGGACUGCCGAAUGUGCCGAGACGCGAAUUCCAACAAGUUUAGCUACGCUUUCGUGGCGUUCGAGACUGCCGAUGAGGUCCAAAACGCGUUGUCGCUGGACAAGAUGUCGCUUCACGGUAAGAACAUCGUCGUGCGACGAAGCGACACGGCGGUCAUCCCGGUGAAUCCCUUGUUGCUUCCUCAGAACGAGGCGGAGUUGGAGAGUACGGCGAGGACGAUUUACGUCGCCAACGUGGAUAAGUCGGUGGAUUCGGACGCGUUGAAGACGUUUUUCGAGAGACACGCCGGCGCUGUCAACCGUCUGCACUUGCAGGUGAAGAACGCCGCCGACGCAAACGUGGCCUUUGUGGAAUUCGUCAAUCUCGAGAGCGCGGCAUCGUCGCUUCGACUUACGGGAAAACAGCUCGGUCAGCGCGUGGUCAGAGUGAGCGCAUCCAAGACGCCGCUUCGCGUAAAUCGACGGAUGAGCGAGCAACGCGCGAUGUCGUACUACGCAAGCGGGACGAACGGCGACGCCGCGACGCCGCCGGCGCCGACAAAAGUGUACAUUUCAAACAUCCCGAAAAACCUGUCUCCGGGAACGCUGCGAGCCAUGUUUUCGGAGUGCGGCCGCGUCACGAACGUGGAGCUGUUGAACAAUCCUAAGAGUAAGUUCCCGUACGCGUUCGUUGAGUUUGACGACGCCGAGAGCGCGAAGCGUGCUCUGAAUUUUCGAGGUCGGGAAGUGCAAGGAUGCGCAAUCAACAUUGAGCUCACAUACAACAAGAAGCGCCGAGGCGCCCCGAGACUGGCGCUCGAUCCGGUGUCGGUGGACAAGAUGGAGCGCACGGUUUUCGUGACCGACAUAGAUCCAGAUCUCGAACCGUCCUUUGUGCGGAGCAAGUUUGAGGACGAGUGCGGGCCGGUGACUUUGUUUUGGUACAAGGCGUUCGAAAAGGGUGAGAAACAGGCGUUGGCGUACAUAGAGUUCACCGAGCUCAGCUCGGUGGAGAAGGCGUUGGAUCAGUGUCGAACGCACUUUUUGGGCGAAUCGAGGUUGAUCAAGGUGCGCCACUCGCACACGCCGCUGGUGCCCAAGGACGAUGACGAGGGGACGUGUUAUUCACCCGCGUUGGACAGCCCCGUGAGUUCCACGAGCGGAGCAGAGGACGCGGGGAGCGAAGGAGAGAAGAGCAGUGUGGUUCGCGACUUGAUAACGCCGAUGGCGGCGCUCGCCCAGGAUCCUGCCGUCGUCGACAAGGCGACGGAACGCUUGGAACAACUCACCGUGAACAAUCCCGCGGCCUAG